GAGUGAUAAUGACAGAGGUGGCAGAGAGGGUCCGUUCAAGAAACUUCCGAGAGGAAGAGGGAAGAAGAGAGGGCGAAAAAGCAAUAAUAACAGUAAUAGCAACAGAUCUCACUGUCGUCUGCCCGAAGCCAAAAUCCAGAGAAAGAAAGAAAGAAUGGUUGAUUUCAGCGGCGAUGAAACUGCCCCCUUCUUUGGCUUCCUGGGCGCCGCGGCGGCCCUCGUUUUCUCCUGCAUGGGGGCGGCGUACGGCACGGCGAAGAGCGGCGUCGGUGUUGCCUCGAUGGGCGUGAUGAGGCCGGAGCUGGUGAUGAAAUCGAUUGUGCCGGUUGUCAUGGCGGGAGUGCUUGGCAUCUACGGCUUGAUCAUCGCAGUGAUCAUCAGCACGGGAAUUAACCCUAAGGCCAAAUCGUACUAUCUAUUCGAUGGCUACGCUCAUCUGUCUUCUGGUCUUGCUUGUGGUCUCGCUGGUCUCUCCGCUGGCAUGGCCAUUGGCAUCGUUGGCGACGCCGGUGUUAGAGCAAAUGCCCAACAGCCAAAGCUUUUUGUUGGGAUGAUUUUGAUUCUCAUCUUUGCCGAGGCAUUGGCGUUGUAUGGUCUUAUUGUUGGCAUCAUCCUCUCUUCCCGAGCUGGCCAAUCCAGAGCUGAUUAGUAUGGAAUUUCACGCAGCUUAGAGCACAUAGAACCAUGGAUUGGACGUUGAAUGUUGCGAAGAUCUAGGCAUUGGUAAGAGUGUUGCUUUAUGAUGCUCUUCAUUCAGGUUAUUCAGAAAUAAAACGUCCAAACGAUUUCUUUGGCCAUUUAUUGUAUUUAAUUAUGCUAUCCAGACUAAAUUAGAGAUCUCUAAAAUAAAACAUGUGUGUGUUUAUUUCGAUAA
Vigna angularis (adzuki bean) is the source of this 874-nucleotide messenger RNA. Its product is annotated as V-type proton ATPase 16 kDa proteolipid subunit. Gene Ontology annotation, biological process: proton transmembrane transport. Lineage: Eukaryota; Viridiplantae; Streptophyta; Magnoliopsida; Fabales; Fabaceae. The record is from RefSeq and is a predicted model, not a curated record. The transcript is spliced from 2 exons. Gene Ontology annotation, cellular component: proton-transporting V-type ATPase, V0 domain. Gene Ontology annotation, molecular function: proton-transporting ATPase activity, rotational mechanism. Bases 155 to 649 code for a protein of 164 amino acids.